Molecule: messenger RNA, 474 nt
Organism: Spodoptera exigua (beet armyworm)
Lineage: Eukaryota; Metazoa; Arthropoda; Insecta; Lepidoptera; Noctuidae
Source: the annotation of a GenBank genome assembly
AUGUACAGACGCGGCCGCACGGUUAGAAACGGCUGCGCGCGCAACGUGCCAGCGCCGGCCGCCGCCGGUCAUCAACGUCACGUCACUUGUGUAACGUCACGACUCGUAAAUGAUCCGACAAAUAUAGGCUGUCCAAGGCACCUCCUCCAUGCCUUAAAAAUGUCUAUGGUAUUGUUUUCAUUGGGAUUUUUUGCGCGACCUACAAAGAAAAUAGGUACUAUCAUGGAUGAUGAAGACACGCUACCAAGCGACUGGGUGUCGUCGUCUGAUGCACCUUGCGUCUCCUCAGAGGCAGUCGUCGAUGGAGGAGAGACAAGCCUAACGUGCUUGCUGCGCGCUGCAAAGCGCACCGCAUUGGUGGAUGGUGAAAAUCCAUCCGCCAAGAAACGGUGCAUUGAGGAGCCGCAGCAGGCGAAUCCAACUAGACCCACGCUCAAAGGCAAGGGCGUGGGCAAAAAAACUAAAAUUAAAUAA